AUGCAUUUCUGCAUUCAGUUGAGUUUUUGUUGGAAAAUCAAACCCAUCAUCUAGGGUACUUAACAACACCUGUUUAUUAAAAACGGAAUCAAUAUCGGGUCUUUGAGAUUGCAAUCAUUCUUUGGCGCGCUGUCGGCUGAGGAAAGCAGCUCUGCGCGCGGCACAGCAGGUUAAUGCAGGACUAUGCGGGAGAGAGACCGGUCGUCUGCAGUCUGUCCCCCAGUGCUAAGAUGAGCCUGUCUCCGGCCGGGGGCGGAGCCUGCCCGGAUAGCUCUCCCAUUGGCUGCUGCGAGGUGCCCAUGGAGGACAUGAAGGCCCUGGCCAUCGGUGCCCUCUCUGCCACCGACAUCCAGGAGCAGUACGAGCACAUCCGCCAGCUGGGCAAGGGCACCUAUGGCAAGGUGGACCUGGUGGCACAUCGGACCGAGGGUACAAAGCUGGCCCUGAAGUUUGUGAAUAAGGACAAGACCAAGCUGCGCAGUUUCCUGAGGGAGUACAGCCUCACCAGCGACCUGGGCUGCAGCCCCUUCAUCAUCAAGGUGCUGGACGUCCUGUUUGAGACAGAGGAUGCUUACGUCUACGGCCAGGAGUACGCCCCCGCCGGAGACCUGUUUGACAUCAUCCCACCCCAGGUGGGCCUCCCGGAGGAGGUGGUGAAGCGCUGCAUCCGGCAGCUGGGCCUGGCGCUGGACUUCAUGCACGGGCGGGGCCUGGUCCACCGCGACGUCAAGCCCGAGAACGUGCUGCUAUUUGACAGCGAGUGCCGGCGCGUGGCGCUGGCCGACCUGGGCAUGGCGCGGCGGGAGGGCAACCGGGCGAGGCGCGUGAGCGGCACCGUCCCGUACACGGCGCCCGAGGCCUGCCGGGCCGGCCGGGGGAUGGACGGCGGCGGCGUCCCCGUGACGCGCGGCCAGGACGCCUGGGCCUUCGGCGUGCUCAUCUUCUGCGCGCUGACGGGCAACUUCCCCUGGGAGGCCGCCCUGCCCUCCGACGCCUUCUACCGGGAGUUCUGCCGCUGGCAGCGGGCACCGGGGGCCGGGUCCUCCGGCCAGGGGGGCGGCGGCGAGGGUGAAGGCGGCGGCGGCGGCGUCCCCUCGCAGUGGCGGCGGUUCACGGGCGACGCCCUGCGGAUGUUCCGGCGCCUGCUGGCCGUCGAGGCGGAGGAUCGCAGCGCCGUCACCGACGUCUUCCGCUUCGUCGAGUUCCAGCUGGUCAGCGAGCGACGCCGCCAGCCCUCCUGCCGCAGGAAGCGCUCGGAGUGGAGCGCGGGCUCCUCUAACUCCUCCUCCUCCUCCUCAUCAUCUUCCUCAUGUUCUUCCUCCUCCUCCUCCUCCUCCUCUACACAUUUCAACCACAAGCACCCCGAACCCUUGACCCCGCCUUCCUCCGCCUCCGCUUGCCUCCACCCCGCCCCCUUCAGGCGAAGUGUCCCCUCGGACCCGCGUCCCAACGCCCAUCACUCACCUGGUCGUCAGAAGAAGGGCAAAGGUCAAAUGGUGAUGGCCACCGCGAUUGAGAUCUGCGUGUGACAGAGAUGGGCAGGCGUGGUGGCAUAGUCUGGGUCAUCCCAGCUAUUGUUACACCUCCCCCCCUACCCUCCACUACAGACAAUAGCCAUCUUGACCAGGACUCCCUGGCAGAAGAGAUAUUGUAUCUCAGUGGGAGCUUUCUGGUUAAAUAAAGGAUAAAACUAAAAGAAAUUAUGGGAGUUUUGGGUUACCUAAAACAGGAGUAUGGGUGUUGGGACUGCUCGAAGCUGAAGACCAAAUUUUGACUACGCUUAACCAGCUCAUAGAGUACAGCUCCCUGUUUUAUUCUCACAUUUGCUGUUUUUUUAAAAAUUCUGGACAACAUUCCAAGGUUGGAGGACUAUCUUUGUCUCCGUGGCUUGAUGAAACGCUCCUGAGCAGAACAUGCAGCAUAGUUCACCCUCUCACCCCUCUGUGGUUCACUCUCUCACUCCUCUGUGGUUCACUGUCUCACCCCUCUGUGGUUCACUCUCUCACUCCUCUGUGGUUCACUGUCUCACCCCUCUGUGGUUCACUCUCUCACCUCUCUGUGGUUCACCCUCUCACCCCUCUGUGGUUCACUCUCUCACUCCUCUGUGGUUCACUCUCUCACCCCUCUGUGAUUCACCCUCUCACCCCUCUGUGGUUCACUCUCUCACCUCUCUGUGGUUCACUCUCUCACCCCUCUGUGGUUCACUCUCUCACCCCUCUGUGAUUCACUCUCACACCCCUCUGUGGGUCACCCUCUCACUCCUCUUUGGUUCACUCUCUCACCCCUCUGUGGUUCACUCUCUCACCCCUCUGUGGUUCACCCUCUCACCCCUCUGCAGUUCACCCUCUCACUCCUCUGUGGUUCACUCUCUCACCCCUCUGUGAUUCACUCUCUCACCCCUCUGUGGUUCACCCUCUCACCCCUCUGUGGUUCACUCUCUCACCCCUCUGUGGUUCACUCUCUCACCCCUCUGUGGUUCACUCUCUCACCCCUCUGUGGUUCACUCUCUCACCCCUCUGUGGUUCACCCUCUCACCCCUCGGCAGUUCACCCUCUCACUCCUCUGUGGUUCACUCUCUCACCCCUCUGUGCUUCACUCUCUCACCCCUCUGUGGUUCACUCUCACACCCCUCCGUGGGUCACCCUCUCACCCCUCGGCAGUUCACCCUCUCACUCCUCUGUGGUUCACUCUCUCACCCCUCUGUGCUUCACUCUCUCACCCCUCUGUGCUUCACUCUCUCACUCUUCAGCAGUUCUCCCUGAGGUCUCUGACUCUGGUCCAUCACAGUGAGACAGAUUCAUUCUCACAGCCCUGAACCUGUUUGAUGUGCAGCUGAACCUGAGCUUCACGAGCUGGACAGACUCAUGAGAACUGGGAUUGUGUUUUCCCUCAAGGGGUCUCAAUCUAAGCUUAAAGAUCUAAUCACUGCAGGGACAUGCUGACAUUGACUCUCUCAGUUCCUAUCGACUCUGAGCCUACUCCUCUUUACUGACUGCAAACAAGGACCUUCACAUCAGGAGUGACAUUCUAACUGACAUCCUGCUGUCUUUUUUAUUUCCUCAUCCUGGGUCUUAAGCAUCGAGACUCACAGGCCCUCCUGUGACCUCAAUCUCAGGACAGCAUUCAGGAGCGGAUGUCCUGUUCCUCUUGUUCCUGCGUAGGCUGUUGAAGUACAGCCAUCGCUUAAUUUCUCUCUGUACAAGGACAAGCAACAAAGACUCACAUGUGCUCUUCAUGCUAGGUGUCCUCACUUGACCACAACCACAGACAUUGCUGUGAAUAUUAAAAUCGUCCUCAAAGGAA
This is a messenger RNA of Anguilla rostrata (American eel), 3303 nucleotides long. RefSeq names its product serine/threonine-protein kinase SBK1-like. Gene Ontology annotation, biological process: peptidyl-threonine phosphorylation; peptidyl-serine phosphorylation. The coding region runs from base 174 to 1529 and encodes 451 amino acids. The transcript is spliced from 4 exons. Lineage: Eukaryota; Metazoa; Chordata; Actinopteri; Anguilliformes; Anguillidae. The record is from RefSeq and is a predicted model, not a curated record. Gene Ontology annotation, molecular function: ATP binding; protein serine/threonine kinase activity.